Aspergillus glaucus CBS 516.65 is the source of this 849-nucleotide messenger RNA. RefSeq lists its product as uncharacterized. The coding region runs from base 1 to 849 and encodes 282 amino acids. Lineage: Eukaryota; Fungi; Ascomycota; Eurotiomycetes; Eurotiales; Aspergillaceae. The record is from RefSeq and is a predicted model, not a curated record. The transcript has a single exon.
AUGUCGCCCAAGGAUAACCUCCGUUUGCCCUCGCCAUCUACGCAAACCACAUCAGUUCCAUUCAAUGACACGGCUUUGAAUCGAUAUUUUACACUCUGGGCAAUCAGGCUGCUUAAGUCUACUAGGCCUCGCAAGGGAAGCGUUCUUAUGUUGACAGACCGGUUGUGUGUCAAAUACGGUUCCCAUGUGCAUUUAUCCGAGGCCUCUACAAUGCAUUUCAUAUCGCAGCAAACGUCAAUUCCAGUCCCAAGGGUUAUAUCUGCGUUCACACACUGUGACCAGACCUAUAUCUUGAUGGAGAGAAUUAAAGGGGAUAUGAUUGGAGUUGGUUGGGUGCAACGAAAUGAGGAAUCAAAGGCUAAGCUUCUUUCAAAAUUGAAGUCUAUGAUUCAAGAGAUGCGAGAAAUCCCGGCGCCAGAGGGCACAGAAAUAGCUUCUGUUGAUGGCGGAUCCAUGUUUGACUGCCGAUUACCAGGCCAUUCCUUGCGUUUAGGUCCCUUUCACAGCAUCCAGGAUUUCCAUCGGCAUUUACGAGAAGGUAUCGAAUUCGAUCCUAUUCUUGAUCCUGAGAUUCAGGAGCUCAUCAAACAGCAAGGCAAAUCAUGGCCUUUAAAAUUUACUCACGGCGACCUUAGCAGCCUCAAUAUACUGAUUCGUGGGGAUGAUAUUGUUGGAAUCAUUGAUUGGGAAACUUCUGGUUGGUAUCCAUCGUAUUGGGAAUACACUACCGCUUACCAAGUCAAUCCACAAAAUUCUUUUUGGGUCAAUGAGAUCGAUAAAUUUCUUCUUCCGAUGCCCGAAGAGCUAGCAAUGGAACGCACUCGCCAGAAAUACUUUGGAGGUAUUUGA